AUGCCUGCGAACAGUCAGUUUGUGUCUCAGGGACCUCAGUUUGGCACAGAACCUGGUCUACGUACUGGCAGUGAAAAGACCUCCGUUGGGUCUCCAACUUCCGCUGAUUCUCAAGUGAAAAGUCAGUCUGAAACGGACAAUUUUCCGGGAUUGACAACUGCAUUCGGCUCUGCUUCUAUAACAGACCACAUGCCCGAGAACAGUCAGUUUGUCCCCCAGGAGCCUCGAUUUGGCACAGAACCUAGUCUGCGUACUGGUAAUGAAAAGACCUCUGUUGUGCCACCAAUUUCCACGGAUGUUGAAAUGGAUAUUCAGGUGAGUGAUUCCUUUCCUACUCGUUUGUACACGAGAACGGUCUUCUGUCUGUUUUAUCUUCUUUAA
Dibothriocephalus latus is the source of this 381-nucleotide messenger RNA. Lineage: Eukaryota; Metazoa; Platyhelminthes; Cestoda; Diphyllobothriidea; Diphyllobothriidae. The record is from the annotation of a GenBank genome assembly.